Exophiala dermatitidis NIH/UT8656 is the source of this 4462-nucleotide messenger RNA. RefSeq lists its product as uncharacterized. The coding region runs from base 134 to 3781 and encodes 1215 amino acids. Gene Ontology annotation, molecular function: cohesin loader activity; double-stranded DNA binding; ATP binding. The record is from RefSeq and is a predicted model, not a curated record. Gene Ontology annotation, biological process: mitotic sister chromatid cohesion. The transcript is spliced from 4 exons. Gene Ontology annotation, cellular component: chromosome. Lineage: Eukaryota; Fungi; Ascomycota; Eurotiomycetes; Chaetothyriales; Herpotrichiellaceae.
GGGGCUUGGAUGUGGUGAGUGAGAGAUCGCGUCCCUCUCUUUCUCUCGCGACAAAUACCAUUUCCACGCCGCAGUUUAUGCGCCCGUGUCAAUCAAAGCCUUCGGUGGGCGACUGCUCCGGCCGUUGUCCAAUAUGUAUAUCAAAUCAAUAACCAUCCAGGGCUUCAAAAGCUACAAGAACCAAACCGUGGUCAACCCUUUCUCGCCCAAACUCAAUGUUAUUGUCGGUCGCAAUGGCUCCGGGAAGAGUAAUUUCUUCGCCGCGAUCCGGUUUGUCCUCAGUGACGCCUAUUCGCAAAUGGGUCGAGAGGACAGACAACAACUCAUCCACGAAGGCACGGGUUCGGCGGUCAUGUCGGCGUAUGUUGAGAUCGUGUUCGACAAUUCGGACGGCAGAUUCCCCACCGGAAACGACGAGCUCGUCUUGCGCCGCACUAUUGGCCUGAAAAAGGACGAGUAUUCGCUGGACCGCAAGAAUGCCACGAAACAGGACGUGAUGCAGUUGCUGGAGAAUGCUGGCUUUUCACGCGCAAACCCGUACUAUAUUGUCCCACAAGGCCGCAUUACGCGCCUGACGAAUAUGAAGGAUUCGGAACGAUUGGACGUCUUGAAGAGCGUGGCCGGGACACAACAGUUUGUGGCGAAAAAAGAAGAGUCCCUCAAGAUUAUGAGUGACACCAACAACAAGCUGGCCGCGAUCGACCAGACUUUCGAGCAGAUCAAUGAACGCCUGGCGGAGCUCGAAGAAGAACAAGAAGAGUUGCGGGACUUCCAGGAGAAAGACCGUGAGAAACGAGCACUAGAGUACACCCUUUUCUACAGAGAGCAAGAGGAAAUCAACAAGGCGCUUGCAGACCUCGAAGACAAGAGAGCCGGUGGGAUCGACGAUGCGGAUGAGAAUCGCGAACGCUACGCCGAAGUCGAGGAUGAGAUGGCCAGAAUUACACAACAAAUACAGCUGCUGAACCAGCAAAUUCACGCGGCACGGCUUGAGAAGAAACAACUAGAAGAUGAAAAGCGUGAGAAGGCCAAAGCUCGCGCCCAGGUCGAACUGGAGGAGAGAGAUUUGGCGCAUGGGCAACAAACAGCGCAACGGACGAAGCAAACCCAUGACCGAGAACUGAAACAGGUCCGAUCUCAGAUUCGGGAAAUUGAAAAAGAACUCAGUAGCAUUAUACCGCAAUUCGAAGCGGAACGUGCAAAGGAGCAGUCAGUCAAGGCCCGUCUAGAUGAAGCGAUUGCUAUCCAACAACGUCUCUAUGGCAAACAAGGGAGGAGUGCACGAUUCAAAUCGAAGAAAGAUCGGGACAACUGGCUGCAGGCGCAGAUUGGGGAAGCUUUUGAAUCUCUUUCACGUUUCAAAGCCACGCGCAUGCAGACCGCAGAAGGCAUUGUUGAAGACGAAAAGUUGAUCGCCAGUCUGGAAAAGGAGAUCCAGAGUCUGCAGCAGCAAAUGGCCGGUCAGGAUGAUUCACUCGACAAGGAGAUCCAAGCGGCCAACGAGCGUAAGGAGACCCUUAUGGACGAACGAAAGCUCUUAUGGCGUAGAGAGGCUCAGCUGGAUUCGGAGUACUCGGCGGCUCAGGACGAUCUGCGAAGAGCAGAACGAACUCUGUCGCAUAUGAUGGAUGGCAACACCAGUCGAGGUCUGGAUGCUGUUCGACGGAUCAAGCAACAGCACAAGCUUGACGGGUGCUAUGGUACCCUUGCCGAGUUGAUUGAUGUCCCGCAGCAUCAUACUGCCGUCGAAGUCACUGCAGGAAACUCUUUGUUCCACUACGUUGUCGACAACGACGAUACAGCCACAAGAGUGAUGGAGAUUCUGAACCGGGAGCGCGCGGGUCGCAUUACAUUCAUGCCGCUCAACCGACUCAAACCGAAGACCGCCAACUUUCCUAACGCACAGGAUGCUCGGCCACUCAUGUCGUUGAUCAAAUAUGAUGCCAGGUUCGAAAAAGCAGUGCAACAAGUGUUUGGCAAAGCCAUCAUUGCGCAGAAUCUGAGCAUCGCCGCCCAGUAUGCGAGGACGCAUGGACUAACUGCCGUGACACCCGAAGGUGAUCGGUCGGACAAGAAGGGCGCCUUGACAGGUGGGUAUCACGAUGUGCGUGCUUCCAGACUCAAGGCCACCAAGGCUGUAGUGGCUGCUCGCGAGAAGUUUGAGGCAAUCAAAGCCGAGAGCAGCGAGAUCAAGCUGAAGAUCGAGAAAAUCGACCAGACCAUCACCAAAGCCAUGGGCGAGGUUCAGAAACUCGAGCAGCGGAAGAAUCAUUUCCAAGGCAACCAAAGACUCCUCAAGCAAGAGAUCAAAAACAAAAUGGACAUGCUGCAACGCACAAAGGAGGAUUUGGAAUUGAAACAGAAGCAGGAAGCCGCCAUUGCGGCCAACGUCAAGAUCCUGACUGAUCAGCAAAAGGCCUACGAGGCAGAAUUGGCGUCAGACUUUAAGAAAGCUCUGACACCGGCCGAAGAGGCGCAGCUCGAAAGUCUCUCGGCCACCAUUCAGACCCUAAGACGGGAAUACAAUGAUCUCUCGGCGUCUCGAGCAGAGAUUGAAACUAAAAAGGCGGAUUUGGAGGCCAGACUCAACUCGAGCUUGAAACCACAACUCGAAGCACUCGAGGCAGACGAAUUCGAGACAGAGGCCAAUGUGUCCGCCUCAUUACGAGCCAAGAGAUCGGAACUGGCCCGACUGACAAAGGAGCUGGACACCAUACAAGAGAAUCUGAACGAUCUGGAAGACCGGCAGGAAACGUCAGCUACGCAGGUCGCGGAGCUCGAGGCACAAGCGGCCGAGACAAAGCGGCAGCAAGAAGAGUUGGCCAAGGCGAUUGAAAGAUAUCAGCGGCGGCUCGAGAAGUCGGUACAGAAAAAGGCGGCGCUGCUCGCAUCCAAACAGGAAACGAUUGAGAAUAUCCGAGAACUGGGCGCUAUCCCCGAGGACCUCCGCAAAAAGUAUCAGUCCAUGGACUCGAACGCCAUUGUGAAGCGACUCCAGAAGGCCAAGGAGACCCUAAAGAAAUACACGUCUGUCAACAAGCAUGCCUUUGAGCAUUAUCGAAAAUCGGCCAAGCAGAGAGAAGAACUCGAAGCAAGACGAGAGGAUCUGGAAAACGCCAAAGGGUCGAUCCAGAAUCUGAUCGAAGUGCUCGAUCAAAGGAAAGACGAGGCAAUCGAACGCACCUUCAAACAAGUCAGCAAGGCGUUCGCCGAGAUCUUUCAGAAACUCGUGCCUGCCGGCCGAGGAAGAUUGAUCAUCCAACGCAAGACGGACAAACGGCAGCCCGGGGACGACGAGUCCGAUCACGAUGACGACCAGGGGCCGGCGGCCAACAAGCGCAGUGUAGAGAAUUACACCGGUGUCGGUAUCAGUGUCAGCUUUAACAGUAAGCAUGAUGAUCAGCAGCGUAUACAACAGCUCAGCGGUGGUCAAAAGAGUCUUUGCAGUCUCGCCCUGAUCUUCGCCAUCCAAGCCACUGACCCGGCGCCCUUCUACAUCUUUGACGAAAUCGACGCCAACCUGGACGCACAGUACCGCACGGCCGUUGCAGAUCAUUUACUCUACCUGGCCAACAGGGCCGAUGCGAAUGGUGACAAUGAAGACGGUGAAGCAGGUGAUGAUCGACUUCGAGGUGCACAAUUCAUCUGCACGACCUUUAGGCCCGAGAUGUUGAGGGUCGCGGACAAGUGUUUCGGUGUCAGGUUCGCCAAUAACGUCAGCACGAUCAGGGAGGAAACCAAGGAGAAUGCCUUGGAUUUCAUCGAGUCUCAGACGCAAUGAGCAGAGUAACUGGAGCUGUAAGAUCAUAUUAUGCAUACCUGGUCAUUUAUGGAGUCUGGCUUUACGUCCAGGCCAGGCCAGCUGGCUGUUUGCCCUGAUCGAGGAAAAGCUUGAACGGCGGCUGAGUGUGCGGGCUGUUUGCUAGUGGGGAGGCUGCGUGAGCGCUUGAGUACAUACAACGUGAGGAAUGGUCCCAUUCCUAUGAGCCUAAAUGAUGUUGUUUCUGCUUGCUAUGAUAAGGAAUAUGGACGCGGUGUUACAAGACUGUCAGCAUCUCGUCCUCGACAUGAAGGCCGGACUCUGAUGAGAUCAAUGACUCGGAGAGCAGAGGAAGUGCUUGCAUGUAGCAGUCAUAGCACAGUAGUUGAGACACCUUUGGGGAGAGAUGAACAAUGAUGGUUGAACAGGCUGGAUUUGUGGUACUCGAACUGUACCUGCCAGAAUACUAGUAAUUGUGGACUAUCAACGGUAGCCUCAUCCUAGCAUAUAUGGCUGGACCCGAUCAAGGAAAGAACUGAUUCUUUGGCCGGGGGAGACCAAGAUGUUCUCGCAGAGUGGUCCCCUUGUAAUCCUGGCGAAAGAUGCCUCGGCGCUGUAGCUCGGGGACCAAGCGAUAAACCACAUCAUCCAGACCCUGCGGGACGAACGGAAAUACGACAGUGAAGCCAUCGGCACCUUCUU